This is a messenger RNA of Pecten maximus, 1086 nucleotides long. Its product is annotated as spore coat protein SP65-like. Lineage: Eukaryota; Metazoa; Mollusca; Bivalvia; Pectinida; Pectinidae. The record is from RefSeq and is a predicted model, not a curated record. Bases 1 to 1086 code for a protein of 361 amino acids. The transcript is spliced from 2 exons.
AUGAAAGGGAAACACAGGAAAGAAAGGGAAACACAGAAACGAAAGGGAAACACGGGAAAAAAAGGGAAACACAGAAAAAAGGGAGACAAGCGGAGACACCAACAGUACAACAUCAGUAGGCGGAGUUACCAACAAUACAACACCAGUAGGCGGAGUCACCAACAAUACAACACCAGUAGGUGGAGUUACCAACAAUACAACACCAGUAGGCGGAGUCACCAACAAUACAACACCAGUAGGCGGAGUCACCAACAAUACAACACCAGUAGGUGGAGUUACCAACAAUACAACACCAGUAGGCGGAGUUACCAACAAUACAUCACCAGUAGGCGGAGUCACCAACAAUACAACACCAGUAGGCGGAGUUACCAACAAUACAACACCAGUAGGCAGAGUUACCAACAAUACAACACCAGUAGGCGGAGUCACCACGAUACAACACCAGUAGGCGACGUUACCAACGAUACAACACCAGUAGGCGGAGUCACCAACAAUACAACAGCAGUAGGCGGAGUCACCAACAAUACAACACCAGUAGGUGGAGUUACCAACAAUACAACACCAGUAGGCGGAGUCACCAACAAUACAACACCAGUAGGCGGAGUCAUCAACAAUACAACACCAGUAGGCGGAGUUAUCAAUAAUACAACACCAGUAGGCGGAGUUACCAACAAUACAACACCAGUAGGCGGAGUUACCAACUAUACAAAACCAGUAGGCGGAGUCACCAACAAUACAACACCAGUAGGCGGAGUCACCAACAAUACAAAACCAGUAGGCGGAGUUACCAACAAUACAAUACCAGUAGGCGGAGUUACCAACAAAACAACACCAGUAGGCGGAGUCACCAACAAUACAAUACCAGUAGGUGGAGUCACCAACAAUACAAUACCAGUAGGCGGAGUCACCAACAAUACAACAUCGGUAGGCGGAGUUACCAACAAUACAACACCAGUAGGUGGAGUUACCAACAAUACAACACCAGUAGGCGGAUUCACCAACAAUACAACACCAGUAGGCGGAUUCACCAACAAUACAACACCAGUAGGCGGAGUCACCAACAAUACAACACCAGUUUUUAAUUGA